Hansenula anomala is the source of this 2244-nucleotide messenger RNA. RefSeq names its product Spc98p (gene SPC98). Lineage: Eukaryota; Fungi; Ascomycota; Saccharomycetes; Phaffomycetales; Wickerhamomycetaceae. Gene Ontology annotation, cellular component: equatorial microtubule organizing center; spindle pole; gamma-tubulin complex. Bases 1 to 2244 code for a protein of 747 amino acids. The record is from RefSeq and is a predicted model, not a curated record. Gene Ontology annotation, biological process: meiotic cell cycle; microtubule nucleation; mitotic cell cycle. The transcript has a single exon. Gene Ontology annotation, molecular function: microtubule minus-end binding; gamma-tubulin binding.
AUGACUGGUGGUAUAGAGGAUACGCCUAGACCCAGAAAUCCAACGGUUGAAAGAAUAACAAAUCAAUUUGUGCGUGAAAACAUUGAUGCUGAUGGUAGAUCUGUUUCUGGUAGCUUUUUUGGGGGUGAUUCUUUUGAAAAUAUAAAUUUUGAUAGAUUCUCAGAUAGAAGAUCAAUAUAUUCAGCUGCACAGCAUAGAAAUGAUUCGAGGGAUUACACUCUUGAAGAAGUGGCUAUACCUUAUUUUGAAAAUCACAUUCAUCAGGAUGAUAUCUUAAAGUACAUAUCCUUCACUUUAGUGGGGACAACUUCAAAUUUGUUCCCAUUGAACAAUGGUGAAAUAGAACUACCUGAUAAUUUAAGCAAUAGUGAAAGUGGUUUAUUGCAUAUUGUUUUUGAAUGUGGCUUGAUAUAUCAAUUUUUGGUAUCUUUGAUUGAAAACUUCAAAUCAAAUAAAUCAUCCUCACCAACAAAAAAUGCCAUAAUGAGCUAUAUUUAUGAGGAACUCACAAAUUAUAUGAAAAUGGUUAAUAUAUUGUCUAAUAAGCAAACGUUCUCUCUACGGUCGCUAUUUGCUGAUUUAUUGGAUGAACUGGUGAAACUAAGAUUCUUAUACUUCAUCUCCAAGAGGGUUGGAAAUGAACCUGGCAACAAACUACUUUCUUUGGUCUACAGGUAUCAAAAUUUUGGAGACCAUACUGUGAGUGAAUCUUCUUCAAACUUAUUGAAAUACUCAUUAGAACCCUUUUUGAAAUGCCUCGCUUCCUGGUCUGUUGAUGGUGAACUGAUAGAUAAAUCAAAUGAAUUUUUUGUUUCGCGAAGUGACUCUUCUUCCAAGGAUAUAGAGGUCAGGUUUGAAGAGGACAAAGUACCCAGUUUUUUUUCAAAAGAAUUGGGAUUUCAAAUAUACCUCAUUGGUAAGACUAACAUUUUUUUGAAAAAAUAUUGUAAAGAAUCAAAGUGGUGCAAUUUGUUUUCACAGAAGCUCAAUAUAAUAUUCAACAGAGUGAGACUUAACAAAAUUGCAUUAUUCAAUGACAAUGAAUUUCAAAAAUCCAUCAAUGACCAUUACAGUGAAAUCAUCAACUAUUUCAACUAUGUUAUUUAUACAAAAUUCAAUUUUAUGAGUAUAUUAGAAUCACUGAAAGAGUUUCUUUUCAUGGGGAAAGGUGAUUUUAUUCAAGCACUAGUAACUAAUGGCAUUGAGCUAUUGAAUGAACCAUCAAAUUCUUUAUCGGGCCAUCAACUGACAAAGCUUCUUCAAAGUGCAGUAUUUGGGACUACAGUUAGAUACCAUUUGGUUUUUUCAGAUGAGCAUGACCUGCUAAAAAACCUUGAUGCAAGAUUGUUAGAAAUUGGGCAUGGAAAUGUUGGAUGGGAUGUUUUUACAUUGGACUAUCAGAUCCAGUCACCAAUUAGCUUGAUUUUAAAUGACGAAUUGAAUCAAUUUAAGAAAGACUACUUGAAGAUUUUCAACUAUUUAUGGAAGCUAAGAAGAUUGGAAACACUAUUCAUAGAUGAGUGGAGAAAAGAGAAGAAUCAGAGAUGGAGACAAUCAACUUCUUUUGGUCGUUCCUUAUUCAAGAAAAUUAACAGGAUUAGACUGGUUCAAAAUUUCCUUCGUGAUUUUUUUCGAAACAUAGAGAAAUUCAUUCUUGAAGAAAUCAUUGAAACUGAAUACAAAGAACUUUGUGAUCAACUUCGCCCAAAAGCAAAAAAGUUGAGGGUUCCUGUUGUUAAAACUGGUAAUGAUUUCAAAGUCGCAAGAGGUAUUUUAAGCCCUUCAGAUCACUACCUUGACGAGAUGAAUAAAUUCAGAUUGACGUUUGAAAGGAAAGAACAUGGUUACGAAGAACAUUCGAUUGAUGACUUGAAAAAUAUUCAUACCCAUUACUUAAAUUCCAUUACAAAACAUAAGCUCUUCAAUGGCUCGUCUGCAGGCUCAAAAGGUACGGUUUCAAAGAAAUACUAUAUAAAUCAGGUCAAUAGUUUGAUCAACUUGGUUUUCAAGUUUGUGAUUACUGUCAAAGAAUUUAACAUGUUGGUGGAUGAAUUUGAAGGACACUCAAGGUUCGGUGAAGAAUAUAGUGAAUCUGCUAACAUCUCUGGAAGAUUUUCAACAAUUUACAACAACCUUUUGAAGCUGUUUGAUGACUUUAAUUAUGAGUUGAAGAUAUUUAUUAAUGACUUAAGUAAUGAUGACGAUUUGAAGAUGAGGUACUUGGGUAUUUCAUUAAAUCAAUGA